AUGGGUAUCCAGGGGUUGCUGCCGUUCCUCAAGGAGAUCCGGAGAGAGAUCCAUCUGAGCGAGCUCAGAGGCCUCCGAAUCGCGGUCGACGGAUACGUUUGGCUGCAUCGGGCCGCAUUCGGGUGUGCCCUCGAGCUGAUGCAGAGCCAUGAGACUUCCAAAUACGUGGACUUUUUCAUGAGACAGGUCUACAUCCUGAAAGAGCACGAGAUUGAGCCCGUGAUUGUCUUUGAUGGAGCACCGCUCCCAAUGAAGCGCUCGACCGAGAUAGAGCGUCGUCAACGCCGCGACCAACAACGAGCAAAGGGCAUGCAGCUUCUCCGGGCCGGAAAGAAGCUGGAGGCAAUCGAGUGCUUCCAAAGGUCGGUCAACAUUACGCCGGUCAUGGCCUACCAUGUCAUCAAGGCACUCAAGCACCGAGAGAUCAAUUUUGUGGUUGCCCCGUACGAGGCGGAUGCGCAAAUGGCGUACCUCGAGCGCACUGGAUAUGUCGACGCUGUGCUCUCCGAAGACUCGGACUUGCUCGUCUUUGGUGUCAAGCGGCUCAUCACCAAGCUUGAUCGAGGCGGAAAUGCCAUCGAGAUUUGCGGAGACAACAUCAUGAGGGUCUCCGCGCUGGCAGCCCAAUCGUGGAACUUUUCCAAGUUCCGCCAAAUGUGCAUCAUGUCGGGAUGCGACUAUCUCGCGUCUCCGCACGGAAUCGGUCUUCAGAAGGCGGCAAAGUUCCUGGAGAACAAGCGCGAUGCUUACCAAGUGAUCCAGAGCUGGAUCAACUGGGGCAAAGCCGUCAAAGCGCCUGAUCUGCCACCAAACUACGAGGAAUCCUUCCGUCGAGCCGAGUGGACGUUUCUGCACCAGCGGGUGUUUGACCCCGAAAGCCGCUCGCUGGCAUAUCUGACACCUCUGUCGUUAGCACUGACGGCGGAAGAGGAGCGGGGCCUGGAUUUUCUUGGACCGUGA
Molecule: messenger RNA, 960 nt
Organism: Polychytrium aggregatum
Lineage: Eukaryota; Fungi; Chytridiomycota; Chytridiomycetes; Polychytriales
Product: PIN domain-like protein
Exons: 6
Coding region: 1-960 (319 amino acids)
Biological process (GO): mismatch repair; DNA recombination
Cellular component (GO): nucleus
Molecular function (GO): 5'-3' DNA exonuclease activity; metal ion binding; DNA binding
Source: RefSeq, a predicted model, not a curated record